Molecule: messenger RNA, 2575 nt
Organism: Blepharisma stoltei
Lineage: Eukaryota; Ciliophora; Heterotrichea; Heterotrichida; Blepharismidae
Source: the annotation of a GenBank genome assembly
AUGUAUUUACUCCCUAUCAGAAUUUCAAGACUAUUCAAGCAGUACAUCAGGCCACCAAAAUCCACGACUUCUCCCCUUACAGAGAAAGACUUUUCUUUAUAUCGAGUCUUAUUUGCAGCAUAUGGCAUAUACUCAAUAUAUCACUACAGAAAAAAAAUAUCAGAAAGUUGUGGAAUAAUUGGCUAUGUCGGUUCUGAUCCUAAAGCUAUCGAUGUAUUGCUGCAUGGCCUUACAGAAAUUCAAAACCGAGGCUAUGACUCUGCGGGGGUUGCAACUUACCAUGAUGGAGAAGUCUUGGUCACAAAAUUUGCAAGUGAUAAGCUAAAAAUUUCUGAUUCAAUAGAAAAAAUUAAGCAAAAUGCAGAUAAACACACAAAUAGCUGCUUAGGAAUUGGCCAUACACGUUGGGCUACCCAUGGAGGAGUAAACGAUGAAAAUGCUCAUCCUCAUUCUGACCAUAAAAACAGGAUUUUUGUGGCCCACAAUGGAACCAUUACAAAUACUCACGAAAUCCGAUCAAUCCUUGCACAGUGUAAAAUCCCAAUAAAAAGUGAAACAGACACCGAACUUAUAGCUUUACUCAUCGGGAUGUAUCUAGAUGAAGGACAUUCGUUGAAAAAUUCAAUAAAAUUGGCCCUUCAAAGGCUGGACGGAACUUGGGGACUUGCAAUUUUAAGUAAAGAUGAGCCAAAUCAAAUAAUAGUAGCAAGAAAAGGUAGCCCUAUGCUUGUAGGGAUAGGAGAAAAUGAACUAUAUGUAGGAAGCGAGCAGGCAGCUUUUAGCAAAUUCACUAAAAAAUAUAUUGAGUUGCUCAUGGGUUUUAACAGUUUUAAACCAUUUCAAGAUUAGAAUUCUGCAUUAAAAAUAAUUUUUACUAUUUAAAUCUUUGCAAAUAUAGCUGAGAUACUAUAUGGCCUUAGAAGAAGACGAAAUUUGGGCUUUGGAUCCUAAAAAAAUGGAAAUCGAAAAAAAUCGCAUCGAGCAGAUCGAUAACCAAGGCGAAGUAAGCCUAGGCUGUCACACACAUUGGACUAUCAAAGAAAUCGAAGAGCAGCCAGAAUCUGUAGCAAGAGCUAUGAACUUCGGUGCAAGAUUAAUUCGUGACGGAGCAAAACUUGGCGGAUUAGAAGAAAUCAAAGAAAAACUGCUGGAAAUAAAAAAUUUGGCCAUAAUCGGAUGUGGGACUUCUUAUCAUGCUGCAAUGUUCGGGGCUCAUUUGUUUAAAAGUUUAGAAAUCUUGAAUUCUGUGCAAGCCCUUGAUGCGUCAGAAACAACUUUAUUAGAUAUUCCAAAAGAAAACCCAGGGGUGAUUGCGAUUUCUCAGUCAGGUGAAACUAGAGAUUUAAUUGAGCCUGUUUCAGAAAUAGCCUUUAUAGAGAGAACCUGCCAAUAAUAAUAGUAAUUCGGAUUUUAACACCAUUUUCAUUAAAAAGUAUAGUAAAAAAUGGAAUUACCGCUAUUUCUAUCGUCAAUGUAGUCGGAUCUCAGCUUGCAAGACUAACAAAACAUGGAGUUUACAUGAACUCAGGCCGAGAAAUCGGUGUCGCCUCCACCAAAAGCUUUAUGAACUCUUGUGUCGUUUUAACUGAGAUCGCUUUAUGGCUCUCUGCCCAUCUCAAACCUGAGGAUUCAGAAAAGCGAAAAAGUCUCGUCAACCACCUCCUCAAGCUUCCUUUACAAAUUGGCUCAGUGAUUGCUCAAAACAAAGAAGUCAUCAAAGAAAUUGCAUCAGAAAUAAUAAAUGAAGAACACAUGUUUGUCCUCGGAAGAGGCUUAGCUGAGUCUAUCGCUAACUCCCCCCCCCCUCCGUGAGCGAACAAAAAAAAUUUUUGUUCGCUUACGGAGGGGGGGUUAAUUUUUUUUUUUAAAAAAAAUUUAUAUAUAAAUUUUAUAAAAAAUAUUUUUUUUCGAAAUUUUAAAAAAAUCCUAAUUUGCAAAAAUUGGGAAGCAAAUAUUAAUUUAAUUUUGCAAAAUUAUGUUUUAAAACGCAAUUUGUUUAAAAUUAAACAGAAUUAGCUCUAGAUUUCAUUAUACUAAUUAUCACUUAUAUAUCAAAAUUUUUUUCCAUUAAAAUUUUUUCUAUUAAAAAAAUUUUUGUUCACUCACGGAGGGUGGGUUUUUGGUCAAAAAAUGGCGAUUUUUCUAAUGGUUUUGUUCGCUCACGGAGGGGGGGGGGGGGGGGAGUAAGGAAGGGGCAUUGAAAAUCAAAGAAAUCACAAGAGUCCACGCAGAAGGAUACCCUGGAGGGGCACUAAAACAUGGACCUUUUGCCUUGAUAAAUGAUGGGACACCGAUUAUCUUGAUAAUAUUGAAUGAUGAUUAUAAAGAUCUUAUGAACUUAGCACUGGCAGAAGUCACUGGAAGAGGAGCGAAGACAAUUGUGAUUACGUCGGAUCCAGCACUUAUAACAACUGCAAAGCCACCAAAUAAAAUUAUUAAAAUUGAAGAAGCAGGGCCGCUUACUGCGUUGCUUUCAGCAAUCCCAAUGCAAAUGCUGGCUUAUUAUUUGAGCAUUAUGAAGGGGCUUGAUCCUGAUCAUCCUAGAGGAUUGGCAAAGGUUGUAACAGUUAGAUAA